GCCUCGCCCAGCGCCGCCCAUGUCACUCGGAUCCGGCGGCCGCAAGCUCUCAUUCGAGCUCCUCUCCAGCGACCUCACCGCCGACGACGUCGACGACACAUCCCCGCGCUCCCUCCCGGAAACCUCCUCCGAUGGCCGCCGCCGCCGCAGGAGGCGCUCCAAGCGCAAGCAGGGGUUCCAGAGCCCCCCGAUCGUGGAGGAGGAGCCGCGCGUGGACGGGAGCGCCGCCGCGGCCUUCAGGGUAACGGAUCUGAGGUCCGUGGUGGAGAAGGUCUGCCAGAGCUCGGACGCGGAGGGGUCCGCGGCGAGCUGCGUGACCCGCGUUGGGGUGGAGUUGAGGCAGAGGAGCGUGGCCUCGAAUGGGAGGUUGUCGGCGGCGUCCGGGGACGACGCGUCCAGCAGCUGCUGCGGAAGCAGCACGCGGGAGAGCGUUGCCGCUGCCGCGGCGGCGGCGGCAGAUGUGGUCGACGCGGCUCGGCGACCUGAGGCGAACGGUGUUCUGAAGAAACUGGAGAAGGAUGAGUCGCUGGACUGGGAGAAGUUCAUCAAGGAGAAUAGCAACAUUCUCGGAGAAGUCGAGCGCCGUGAUAAUUCACCAUUCAGAUAUUUCAUUGGAGAGUUGUAUAGCGGCAAUUCACUUAGAAGUACAAUUGCAGUGGGUAAUGAUAAGAAGCGACAGAGGGUCUACAACACUAUGUUUCAUGUGCCUUGGAGAUGUGAACGGCUAAUUGUCGCAGGAUUCUUUGUCUGCUUGGAUUCCUUUCUGUCUUUGCUCACCAUUAUGCCUGCAAGAAUUGUGAUGACAGUUUGGCGGGUGCUGAAAACCAGGCAGUUUCUACGGCCAAAUGCUGCUGAUUUAUCAGAUUAUGGAUGUUUUAUAGUUCUAGCCCUAGGAGUUGCUUCUUUGCAGAUGAUAGAUAUUAGUUUGAUUUACCAUGUCAUUCGUGGCCAGGGCACGAUCAAACUCUAUGUGGUAUACAACGUACUAGAGAUAUUUGACAAGCUCUGUCAAUCAUUUGGUGAGGAUGUGUUGCAAGUUUUGUUCAACUCAGCUGAGGGACUGUCAACAUGUUCAACUGAUAAUGCGACAUUUGAACUGAUGCGGUUCCUUUUGGACGAGGCUAUUGCUGUCGUUGCAUUUGUUGUGCAUUCAUUUGUCUUGUUAGCGCAAGCUAUCACCCUGUCAACAUGUAUUAUUGCCCAUAACAAUGCACUGUUGGCUCUUUUGGUGUCCAACAAUUUUGCCGAGAUCAAGAGCAAUGUAUUUAAGCGGGUUAGCAAAGAGAACCUUCACAAUCUGGUCUACUAUGACAUCAUUGAGAGAUUUCACAUCACAGCAUUUCUGCUAUUUGUACUAGCUCAAAAUAUUUUGGAAGCAGAGGGACCAUGGUUUGACAGUUUUCUUAUUAAUGCCUCCUUGGUAUUUAUGUGUGAAGUACUUAUUGAUGCUAUCAAGCAUUCAUUCCUUGCAAAAUUUAAUGAGAUAAAGCCGGUUGCUUAUUCAGAGUUUCUGGAAGACCUAUCCAAGCAGAUUUUGAAUGAGCAAACUGAUGACCGUCAGAAGGAUCUAACAUUCAUCCCCCUUGCCCCUGCUUGUGUGGUAAUUCGUGUACUAACUCCAGUGUAUGCCACCCUCCUUCCCUCUGGCCCAUUUAUCUGGAGAAUAUUCUGGAUUUUGCUCUGGUCAAUUCUGACCUAUUUUAUACUCGCCAUCUUCAAGAUACUAGUGGGAUUGGUAUUGCGCUGCCUCGCGGCUUGGUAUAUAAAUCUACGUCUGACAAGAAAACAACAUGUGGAUUGAGUACCUGGCACCGUGAUCCUGGUGUUAAGAUGCUAUCCUUGAGAAGUCAAUUUGCUGUGGUGCGUGGAGUACAGCACCCACCGCAUCAGCCAUGAGUUCGGUCAUAGGUGCCUGCCCGUAUGAAGAAUUAUGGAUAGUGUAGUAAUGCACAGAGGAAUAUCUACAGAGGGAUAUCACAAAUAUCUUCUUUUCCACAAACUUCUCAUUGAGUCGAGGAACUGAGUAUAGUCCAAUUUUGCUGUGUUCAUAGUUUUUUUUCUUACAUCCCUCUGUGGAUUGUUCAUAGUCUCAUCCCAAAAUUAUCUGCCUCAACCUAGUUAAGAUUUUUGCAAAGCCUUGCGGAUCUGUCAAGUUAGGCAUAUUUGUACAUUUCCCCUGAGAAUAAAAUAUGACAAUUUUGUCCGCA
Molecule: messenger RNA, 2207 nt
Organism: Lolium rigidum
Lineage: Eukaryota; Viridiplantae; Streptophyta; Magnoliopsida; Poales; Poaceae
Product: protein POLLEN DEFECTIVE IN GUIDANCE 1-like
Exons: 11
Coding region: 20-1801 (593 amino acids)
Biological process (GO): maintenance of protein localization in endoplasmic reticulum
Cellular component (GO): endoplasmic reticulum membrane
Source: RefSeq, a predicted model, not a curated record